UGUCGAUUGACUUUCAUUUGUCUGCAAUACGCAGGGAGGUGUUAUCGUGGAGAAGCGGGGCUUUAAUAUUCAAACUGAGGAGCUCUCUGAUGGCGCGUGGAGAGUAAAGAACCCAAACACCUGUAGGAAGAACUUUUGACACUCAGAGUCAUAUCAAACUUACGGACAUAAAAAAACAGGAAGGAUUUCGGUUCUUGCACAUGAUGAAGGUGUACUUUGUGCUUCCUCUGACGUUACUGACGUCUGUGAUUUUGGUGGGGUUCAUAAAGAUACGCAAGAAGGAGUACGAAAAGGAGGUGAGGCGGAACCGGUUCCAGGACAUCAAGAUGCGGGUGACCAGCGAUGUCUUCCAGGAGUACCAGAAGGAGAAGGCGGAGAAGCAGAACGAGCUGGAGAAGGCUCAGGCCGAGCUGAAGGCGAUGGAGAACGAAAUCACGGUUGUACUGACCAAAACACAGAAGACGACGGGGGAUUUAGCCGGCUGCAAUGAUUCCCAGAAAUCUGGUGCAGAUCAGGUUGCAGCGUCAGAGACAACCCUGGAAAACCUUAAAGCUGAAACCAAGAAGGAGACAACUGAAUGGAAUGGAGAAAUAGAUCGACUGAAACAGCAGCUGAAAGGAAAAAGCCUAGUCUGUAACUUCUUGAAAGAACAACCAGACCCAAUAAAGAGUAUGUGUGGAAUUAAAGACGUGCCAAAGGCAGAGGCUCCAAAACAAGAGGAGCCAAAGGCAGAGGUUCCAAAACAAGAGGAGCCAAAGAAAGAGGCUCCAAAACAAGAAGAGCCAAAGGCAGAGGCUCCAAAACAAGAGGAGCCAAAGAAAGAGGCUCCAAAACAAGAGGAGCCAAAGAAAGAGGCUCCAAAACAAGAGGAGCCAAAGGCAGAGGCUCCAAAACAAGAGGAGCCAAAGAAAGAGGCUCCAAAACAAGAGGAGCCAAAGAAAGAGGCUCCAAAACAAGAGGAGCCAAAGAAAGAGGCUCCAAAACAAGAGGAGCCAAAGAAAGAGGCUCCAAAACAAGAUGAGCCAAAGGCAGAGGCCCCAAAACAAGAGGAGCCAAAGGCAGAGGCCCCAAAACAAGAGGAGCCAAAGGCAGAGGCCCCAAAGCAAGAGGAGAAAAAGGCAGAGGCCCCCAAGCAAUAGGAGAAAAAGGCAGAGGCCCCCAAGCAAUAGGUGAAAAAGGAGAAACCCUUCCAGAUAAGAGGAGCAAGACAUAAAGACAGAUGCCUUGAAGUAAAAAUAUGCACUACCAUCAUUUUCUACAUCUGAGGGUCAACAGAUCUGUUCACACUGACAUCAGUUUCAUUUUAGCUGGGAUACGAUGUUGCUGUUGACAUGAAGCACAUCCAAGAAAACUAAAAAAAUGUGGAUUUGGUUUUCAGUCGCUUGACAUUUCUGCAAACCGACCAUUCAUUUUAAAGUUGUAGCUUUAAAAUGGUCCGUGCAACAAUCCAUAAAGAUAACACUGAAUUCAAUCAGCCACAAUAACCUAUUUGCAACCAAAUAGGUCAGUGGUGUUAUGUUCUCUUCCAUCUGAAACAUCAAGUUCAAUACAAACCCUGUAGAUUUAAAAAGUAGUUUUUAUUUCUGCAGAUCUUAGACAAAGACCAAUUCUCUGUCGGGUAACUCCACGAGCCACAUCCUAAUUUGUCAAAUCUCCCGGUUUCUUAAAAAGCGUCAUCUGAAUUGUGGUUUUCUUAUUUAUGUCAAGACACUAAAUUUUACAAGCAGUGGAAGAAUGUCUUCAAAUUUGACAGUUCUUUAAAAAAAAACAUGGUUCAGGGUUUGUUUUGCACAUUUUGUGAAACUUGUGUUUGUUAAUGCAUGAAUAACUUUUAUGUGAUUGUUUUUUUGAUAUGUUGCACUUUCCUUAGGAAUUCUGCUGUAUGCAUUAAUUAAUUAAUUAAUUAAACUUCCAUUGCACAACUGAAAAGACAUUGUUUAUUGCAGGGAUUAGGUUUUCUGAGUUUUUUUAUCUGUACUAAAUCAGCAAAGUACUUGCAUUCACAGUGCCCUGCAAAAUUUAUGUCAUGAACCAAUACAAAGAUGUUCAUAAUUGUGAAGCUGAAUAGAAAUGAGGCAUGGUUUUCACAUUUUUUUACAAAUAAAAAUAUGAAAAGUG
Girardinichthys multiradiatus is the source of this 2118-nucleotide messenger RNA. RefSeq lists its product as uncharacterized. The transcript is spliced from 4 exons. Bases 201 to 1139 code for a protein of 312 amino acids. NCBI's taxonomy places the organism in Eukaryota, Metazoa, Chordata, Actinopteri, Cyprinodontiformes, Goodeidae. The record is from RefSeq and is a predicted model, not a curated record.